Molecule: messenger RNA, 1034 nt
Organism: Stegodyphus dumicola
Lineage: Eukaryota; Metazoa; Arthropoda; Arachnida; Araneae; Eresidae
Source: RefSeq, a predicted model, not a curated record
CGAAACGCGACAAAAGAUUUCAUAUUUAACGCAGAAGCAACAGCUCGCAGAACAUCUCACCUCAUCUCCAGCCAGCUGAAAAUUCUACAGAGAGACAUUCAUCUUUGUUCUAUAAAGCCACAGGUGCCGUAAACAUGUUCGUACUCUUCUUCUUCCUGUACUUCUCUCCAGAUCUAUGCAAUUCUCAGAUGGUGUACAGCAGAGUGAUGCCAUACGAUCCAAGGUACAUUAUUCAUAGAUCUCCUCCGGUACGGCGAUCGGCGAUGGAAGCUCUGGAACGACUCAGACUGCCUGUGACUCGAUAUUUUCCCCAGGUUGACACUCAAGCUGCUUCAGCUCCUUACCAGGCUCCUAUUGCACCUCUCACGGGCUAUCAGUUGACUUCUGAGGAUAUAUAUGCCUUACCUCCUCAGUGGACAGACGACUUUGUGCAACAGUUACCAGAAAGGAAUGAAGAUGAAGCCGAUUAUGGUAACUACGAAUACGAAGGUUCGUUAAAUCCUGUGUACAGGGCAGCUUACCCAAGCGAUGUCUACGCUCAGGAGCCGAUGGAACCAGAGGCAGGCGAUGGAAACUUGUACAAUGACUUGAUGGUCAAUUACCUGAUGGGCGAUUCGGAUCCAAAGGAAGUUAUGGACCAGUCUGAAAUUUUCGAUAUGCAGAGACGAAGCGGAGGCAAUAACGCUCAACAGAGCAAUGCAGGGGUUAUCAACAUUUCAAACGUACAAGAAGCCAACAAGAAUGCUAGUAAUUCCGCGAGCAACAAUUCCACCUUGGCACCGCCUGUUCCUUUUCCCUCUCAACCUUCACCACAGGUCCAAGUAACAGCAGUUCCUUCAGCACCUGAAAAGAAGGAAAUGAAAUCUCUCGUAAUUCCUGAACCCACUCUUGGUGAGAGGUCUGACCUAAGUGAAGAAUGGAGAGAGGAAGGACAGAAAGAAGAACCUCUGUUUAGACCUCUCCAGAAUAGCCAGAGGACAACGUGGAGCGAGUUGGAAGGACCGCUUGCAAGGGCAAAGAACACUCCAAAAAAG